GGCGGCGCGGCGCGGCGGAGCUGUCCUCGCGCGCAGGGGUGCCGCCUGCCGCUGAAACAAGAUGGCUGUGCGCGCAGGAGGACCAGCGGAGGAGAGCUGAGGCAAUGCAGAGGAGGAAAGAGAGGGGGGCGAGGGUUAUCACUCCCGUGCGUGCGUGUGUGUAUAUAUGUGUGUGUGUGUUUCUCGUCCUGCCCGUAAAAAGAGCAACAGAGGAAAACAAGACGAGAAGGACCGCUGACACGAUGCCGGCUCGUCUCCGUGACCAGUUUGAGUGUUUGUCCCAGUAACCAGGAGACUAACGGAGCCAACAAAUCCCGGAGCGCUCGGCAGAGCACAGAGGACAGCCAGAGAUGUCCCUGCUGUGCGUGGGAGUGAAGAAAGCCAAACUGGAUGGACCCCAAGAGAAGUUCAACACGUACGUGACUCUGAAGGUACAAAAUGUGAAGAGCACAACCAUCGCCGUCAGGGGCGACUUGCCCAGUUGGGAGCAAGACUUCAUGUUUGAAAUUAGCCGCCUCGACCUGGGUCUGACAGUCGAGGUGUGGAACAAAGGGUUAAUCUGGGACACCAUGGUCGGCACUGUGUGGAUUCCCCUCCGCAGCAUCCGGCAGUCAAAUGAGGAAGGUCCAGGGGAGUGGCUCACACUGGACUCUCAGGUCAUCAUGUCUGAUAAUGAGAUCUGUGGCACCAAAGAUCCCACUCUCCAUCUGGUGCUACUCGACACACGCUUCGAGCUGCCUCUCGAUAUCCCAGAGGAUGAGGCAAGGUACUGGGCGAAAAAACUGGAGCAGAUCAACGCCAUGCGGGACCAAGAUUAUUCAUACCAAGAGGAACAGGAACGCCCUCUCCGUGCACCAAGCACCCAGUGCUGUAACUGGAACCUAUGGGGAGAACAACAAAAUGAGGACCCAGACAGUGCUGUGGACGACAGGGACAGUGACUAUCGAAGUGAAACCAGUAACAGCAUCCCCCCUCCCUACUACAGCACAUCUCAGCCCAACGCCUCUGUCCACCAAUAUCCCAUCAGCCACCAGCACCGCAGCUCCAGAAGCCCCUCCUACCCGCACUCAGGCAACAGCCAGGACCCCGACUACAACAAUCAGAAGACUGUCAGCCCCACCGGGAGCUAUGCAUCGUCUGCAGAGUUGAGUCGGUGCAGCAGUCAGUUGAGCGAGGAGGAUUACGGCGUUGGGUACGGAGAGAGGGACCCGUACGACGAGAACGACUCGUACCACUCUUGCCAUUCCUCAGUCAGCUGCAGCAAAGGCUCUCCUGACUGGGACCCUGACGAGACUCAGGGGGCGUACAGCGAUGAGGGUGGUUACAGCAAAGACGGAGGAGAGGAGGUCGCUCUGUACGAGGAGGAAGAUGCCGGACUGUAUGAGGGAGAAGAGGAUGGCCUCUAUGAGGAUGAGGAGAUGUUGUAUGAUGAUGAGGAUCUGUACAACUUGGAAGGGACUCUCAGUGAGGACAUGGAGCCUCCUUUCACUCCCACGCCAACGUCAACUGUCCCUCCAACUCUUGAUGUUCCUAACUCCAGACCUCCUCUAGAAAAACAGUCGACCCUCCACCAACAGCAGCCUGCUACUCAGCCCUCUAACCAAACAACCAACCAGGCUCAUCCCCCUGGUGUGGCCGCAACAGCACAGCCCCAAUCUGGUCAACCAACAGCCCAACCACCUAAACAGCCCAUAGCACAGCCACAGCCACAGCCAGCCCCAUCAGCUACUUCCUUCUUUUCAAUGGCCAAACCUCUUACAGCUGCAGUCUCAGGCUUGGCCUCUUCUUUCCUCUCCUCGGUUCCCACUGCCCAGCCCGCCCAGUCUCAACCUCAAGCCUCUGCCGUAUCCCAACAGCACCAGUCUGUUGCAGCCAGCUCUGUCCCUCCAUCCCACCCGUCCACUGUGACUAACUCAGCCUCUCAGCACCCCUCCACAGCCACAGGUCCCUUAUCCAAACAGAUCCCAGCAUCUGCAGAGCCCCAAUCCCAAUUUAGGGAUCCUGCCACCACACAGUUGGCUGCCCACAAGGACCAGGCUCCCCAGCUGGAGGAAGAACCAUGGCUAGAGGAGGAAAUGAUGUUGGAGAGUGAGGAAAGGACGCCUCCAGCCCAGUCGGAGGAGAUGUUCCCCAUGGAGGAGGAGGAGGAGCAAUUUGAAGAUAGCAGACCCCCGACUCCAGAUGAGUUAGAAGAGAUACCACCUGAGAGCCCUCAAGUUAUAGAAGAGCCCAAAGAGCCAGUCGAUCCAGCAGUCAGAGCCAAACAGAACUGGCUCAGGCUUUACAACAGGGUCUUAGAGCAGCUGCGGGAGGCUCGAGGAGAGACUUCCAACUCACUGUGGUUCGGUAAAGGAGGAGUGGGAGGUGCACUCUACAGCAUUGACAGCAUGCCUGACCUUCGCAAAAGGAAAGCCAUUCCUCUUGUCAGAGAUCUGGCCAUGUCUCUGGUGCAGAACUCUCGUAAAGCUGGCAUCACAUCAGCCAUGGCUUCCACCACUCUUGGAAAUGAAGAGUUGAAGAGCCAUGUCUAUAAAAAGACUCUACAGGCUCUGAUCUACCCCAUCUCCUCCACUACUCCUCAUAACUUUGAGGUGUGGACAGCCACCACCCCCACCUACUGCUAUGAAUGUGAGGGGCUGCUGUGGGGUAUCGCCCGCCAAGGCAUGCGCUGCUCCGAGUGCGGCGUCAAAUGCCACGAUAAGUGCCAGGACUUACUCAAUGCCGACUGUCUGCAGAGAGCUGCAGAGAAGAGCUCCAAACACGGGGCUGAGGACCGCACCCAGAACAUCAUCAUGGUCCUGAAGGACCGCAUGAAGAUCAGAGAGAGGAACAAACCGGAGAUCUUUGAGCAGAUACAGGAAGUGUUUGCCCUCGACAAAACGACACAUGCCACGCACAUGAAGCAGAUCAAGCAGAGCGUGCUUGACGGGACCUCAAAAUGGUCGGCAAAGAUCAGCAUCACUGUGGUGUGUGCUCAGGGCUUGCAGGCUAAAGACAAAACAGGCUCCAGUGACCCGUAUGUCACUGUUCAAGUUGGGAAGACCAAGAAGAGAACCAAGACUAUCUAUGGCAACCUCAACCCUGUCUGGGAAGAAAAUUUCCACUUCGAGUGCCAUAACUCAUCCGACCGCAUCAAGGUCCGCGUGUGGGACGAGGACGAUGACAUCAAGUCUCGUGUGAAACAAAGGUUCAAACGUGAGAGCGAUGACUUCCUGGGUCAAACCAUCAUUGAAGUCCGCACUCUGAGCGGGGAGAUGGAUGUCUGGUACAAUCUGGACAAGAGAACAGAUAAGUCUGCUGUGUCAGGAGCGAUCCGGAUGCACAUAAGUGUGGAAAUCAAAGGGGAGGAGACGGUAGCUCCUUACCAUGUCCAGUACACCUGUCUACAUGAGCAUCUGUUCCAGUACACCACUGAGGAGCAGAACGGCGGUGUAGUAAAAAUCCCUGAUGCCAAAGGAGAUGAUGCCUGGAAGGUGUAUUUUGAGGAGACGGCUCAGGAGAUAGUGGACGAGUUCGCCAUGAGAUACGGAGUAGAGUCCAUCUACCAGGCCAUGACCCACUUCGCCUGCUUAUCGUCCAAGUACAUGUGCCCAGGAGUGCCCGCUGUGAUGAGCACCCUGCUGGCCAACAUCAACGCUUACUACGCCCACACCACCCAGUCGUCCAACAACGUGUCUGCCUCAGACAGAUUUGCUGCAUCAAACUUUGGCAAGGAGAGGUUUGUCAAACUGCUGGAUCAGCUGCACAACUCCCUGAGGAUCGACCUGUCCAUGUACCGGAAUAAUUUCCCUGCCAGCAGUCCUGAAAGACUACAAGAUCUCAAGUCUACUGUUGAUCUCUUGACAAGCAUCACAUUCUUCAGGAUGAAGGUCCAGGAGCUGCAGAGUCCCCCGAGGGCGAGCCAGGUGGUGAAGGACUGCGUGAAAGCCUGUCUCAACUCCACCUACGAGUAUAUCUUCAACAACUGCCACGACCUCUACAAUAGGGAAUAUCAGACAGACCCUUCAAAGGCAGUGCCUCCAGAUGAGCAGGGUCCCAACAUCAAGAACCUCGACUUCUGGUCCAAACUCAUCACUCUCAUCGUGUCCAUCAUAGAAGAGGACAAAAACUCUUACACGCCUUGUCUUAAUCAGUUUCCCCAGGAACUGAAUGUGGGCAAGAUUAGCGCUGAGGUCAUGUGGAAUAUGUUUGCACAAGAUAUGAAAUAUGCCAUGGAGGAGCACGAGAAGAACCGCCUGUGUAAAAGUGCAGAUUAUAUGAAUUUGCACUUCAAGGUGAAGUGGCUCUAUAAUGAAUACUGCAAGGAGCUGACCACUUUCCAGAAGCACGUUCCUGAAUAUCCAGCCUGGUUUGAGCCAUUUGUCAUCAUGUGGUUGGAUGAAAAUGAGGAGGUGUCCAGAGAUUUUCUUCAUGGAGCCCUGGAGAGGGACAAAAAAGACGGGUUCCAGGUAACGUCAGAGCACGCUUUGUUCUCCUGCUCGGUGGUGGACGUGUUCUCUCAGCUCAAUCAAAGCUUUGAAAUCAUCCGCAAACUGGAGUGUCCUGACCCGCAGAUUGUUGGGAACUACAUGAAGAGAUUCGCCAAGACCAUCGGCAAUGUCCUGUUGUCUUAUGCUGACAUCAUAGAGAAAGACUUCCAUAAUCAUGUCAAGAAGGAGAAAGUGCCGUGUAUCAUCAUCAAUAACAUCCAGCAGCUCAGGGUUCAGUUGGAGAAGAUGUUUGAGGCCAUGGGAGGCAAAGAUCUCAACUUGGAUGCCAGUGACUUCCUGAAGGAGCUGCAGAACAAACUCAACAGCGUCAUGGAUGACCUCAGCCGCAUUUUUGCAGUCAGUUUCCAGCCUCAGAUUGAGGACAACGUGAGGCAGAUGGGGGAUAUCCUGGCUCAAGUCAAAGGUCAGACUGUACCAGCCAAUGGCAGCGUGGUUCAGGAGGCCGACAACGUCCUACAGCCCAUCAUGGACUUUCUGGACAGCAAUCUGUCGCUGUUUGCCAAGAUCUGUGAAAAGACCGUCCUGAAGAGAGUGCUGAAAGAGCUGUGGAAACUGGUGAUGAACACAAUGGAAAAAACGAUUGUUCUUCCAACCCUCACGGAUCAGUCGCAGGGCACCCAGAUGAUCUUCAAUGCUGCCAAGGAGCUGGGCCAGCUUUCUAAACUCAAGGAGCACAUGGGGCGAGAGGAGGCCAAAGCUCUGACUCCUAAACAGUGUGCAGUUAUAGAGCUGGCACUGGACACCAUUAAGCAAUACUUUCAUGCUGGUGGAGUGGGCCUGAAGAAAACCUUCUUGGAGAAGAGUCCAGACCUGCAGUCCCUGCGCUACGCCUUGUCUCUGUACACACAGGCCACGGACAAACUCAUCAGGAAGUUUGUCCUCUCGCAGAAUGCUCAGGUCCACGGAGGGAAAGGGGUCAGGUACUCGGCUAACGAAGACACGCCGCCAGAGAAAGCAUCUGGAGUGGACUCAGUUGGCGAAGUGAUCAUGACCGUGGAUAUCUUACCGCAACCGAAUGGAGAACACAAGAUCAACGUCAAAGUGGUGGCUGCGAAUGACCUGAAGUGGAGGGCGCAGGGCUUCAGGCCUUUCGUGGAGGUUUACAUCAUCGGCCCUCACCUCAGUGACAAGAAGAGGAAAUUUGCCACCAAGUCCAAGAACAACUGCUGGUCUCCAAAGUUCAGCGAGAGCUUCCAGUACUCCCUCGGCACUGAGGUGGGUCCCGAGAGCUACGAGCUGCAGGUGUGCGUGAAGGACUACUGCUUCGCCCGGGAGGACCGCACCGUGGGAAUGGCCUUGCUGCAGGUGAAGGAGAUAGCCAACAAGAGCAGCAUCACCUGCUGGAUGCCGCUGGGAAGACGGGUCCACAUGGACGAGACGGGCCUGACGGUGCUGCGCAUCCUCUCUCAGCGCAACAACGACGAUGUGGCAAAGGAGUUUGUGAAGCUCAAGUCGGACCAGCGCUCGCCUGAGGAGGGCCGCAGCUGAGAGGGGAGGAGGAGGAGAGAGCGAGGACACGCGUGGGCACAAGAACAGCAGAGACCUGAGCGACAUAGUAUUAUGCACACAUGUCGUAGUCACACCCACAUAGAUAGGCAACCAUGUGCAACACACAAGCACACACAUGAAAACGCUCUAUUGUACAUAUAUCUGCAUACAUUAUGCAACAUUUACAUAGCAAUGGUAUCAAUGCAAACACCGAGGAAUAGGUUUUUAAAGAAUCCCGUUUCAUUUUGAAUAUUUCAACAGCUCCACUCAAACCUCUCAGUUUAACAUUAGCCUCACAUUAGCAAGCACCCGUCACUCCCUCUUUCCUACAGCGCCUUUUUAUACGCUGUCAAGUUCGAUGUGAUAAAACGCAGCGCAGAACAACGGCCGUGUGAAUCGUUUGAGAGAGACCACUUUGCACUUUGCUUCUGUCUCUUCAGGAGGUCCGUCCCCGUCCUGCUACGAUCUGUCCGUCUGCCUGCCUGUGUC
Messenger RNA from Platichthys flesus (European flounder), 6467 nucleotides. RefSeq names its product protein unc-13 homolog A-like. Gene Ontology annotation, cellular component: neuromuscular junction; synaptic vesicle membrane; presynaptic membrane. Gene Ontology annotation, biological process: neuromuscular junction development; synaptic transmission, glutamatergic; synaptic vesicle maturation. The transcript has 42 exons. Lineage: Eukaryota; Metazoa; Chordata; Actinopteri; Pleuronectiformes; Pleuronectidae. The coding region runs from base 351 to 5978 and encodes 1875 amino acids. Gene Ontology annotation, molecular function: calcium ion binding; diacylglycerol binding; syntaxin-1 binding. The record is from RefSeq and is a predicted model, not a curated record.